AUGGACAUCUCCGCUCUGCCCAACAACAACCACCCGCAGAGGUUCCUGCAGCUGGACGUGGGGAUGCUGCCGGCCACACACGGGAUGUUCCAGGUCGGGGCGGUGUUGUCUAGCCAGAAACACUGGCACAACAGAGUGUACUCACAGCAGAGGGAGUCCAGGCCGAGCCGUCCCGCCUCCCCAGAAGCCUCUCCUGUGGUGUUUGAUGCCAGAUACCUGGAGAAGCACAUCACACCUUUCACCUUGAAGUCCAACAUCAAAAGGAACCCUCUGUACACGGACAUCAGAUCCGUGGAGGUGUACGAGAACAAAAAGACCAAGCCUUCCUGGACUGUAAAGGAGUUUGACACACAGACGACCCACGGGAACCUGGCGGAUUAUUUAAAGGAGGAAGAGAAGACCGCUACAGACCUGGACUUCUGGCUGGAGGAUCUCUACACACCAGGGUUUGACUCGUUACUGAAGAAGAAGGAGGCCGAACACAAACGAAAGAGACUCUGCAAAAUCCUGUCUCUACUCUUCCUGUGUGUUGGUGCAGUGCUCAUCGUUAUCAUCGUGCCAGUCCUGGUUCUGCAGAAGAAGACCUGAUUAAAGAGGACACCGG
Messenger RNA from Eleginops maclovinus (Patagonian blennie), 604 nucleotides. RefSeq names its product major intrinsically disordered NOTCH2-binding receptor 1-like. NCBI's taxonomy places the organism in Eukaryota, Metazoa, Chordata, Actinopteri, Perciformes, Eleginopidae. The transcript has 3 exons. The record is from RefSeq and is a predicted model, not a curated record. The coding region runs from base 1 to 588 and encodes 195 amino acids.